UUAUUACAUAUUAAUAGUUGAAUAAUAUAGUAUUAUUAAGAUGAUGAGAGUGGCAGUGGUGGGUGGUGGAAUAAGUGGAUUGGUUUCAGCGUAUGUACUGGCCAAAGAAGGAGUGAAUGUGACUCUUUAUGAGAAAGAAGAUUAUUUGGGAGGCCAUGCCAAAACUGUGAAUGUUGAUGGUAUUGAUUUGGACCUUGGUUUCAUGCUCUUCAACCGGGUAUCUUAUCCUAACAUGAUGGAGUUCUUUGAGAGUCUUGGAGUUGACAUGGAAUUAUCUGAUAUGUCAUUCGCCAUUAGCCUUGAUAAUGGCCACACCUGUGAAUGGAGUAGCAGAAACGGUUUGUUUGGCUUGUUUGCACAAAAGAAAAAUGUGAUCAACCUUUAUUUUUGGCAAAUGCUAAGAGAAAUUAUCAACUUUAAAGAUGAUGUUACAAGAUAUCUUGAUAUGCUUGAUAACAACAAUUUGAAUAUGGACCGCAAUGAAACCUUGGACCAAUUCAUAAAGUCAAGGGGUUACUCUAAAUUAUUUGUGAAAGCAUAUCUUGUUCCAAUUUGUGGUUCUAUAUGGCCUUGCUCUUCUGAAGGAGUUAUGAGCUUCUCUGCUUUUUCUGUUUUCUCUUUUUUCAGAAAUCACCAUCAUCUUCAGCUCUUUAGAAGGCCACAAUGGCUAACUGUUAAAAGGCGCUCGCACAUUUAUGUUAAGAAGGUCAAAGAAGAACUUGUUAGAAGAGGUGGUAAAGUAAUAGUUAAUUGUGAGGUGGAACUGGUUUUAACAUCGAAAAAAGGAUGUGUUGUGCAUUGCAAAGAUGGUUCCAAAGAAAUGUAUGAUUUCUGCAUAGUCGCGACACAUGCACCUGACACUUUGAGAUUAUUAGGAGAGGAAGCAACAUAUGAAGAACAAAGAAUUCUUGGUGCUUUCCAAUAUGCAUAUAGUGAUAUUUUUCUUCACCAUGACAAAAAUUUAAUGCCUCUUAACCCAACUGCAUGGAGUGCAUGGAAUUUUCUUGGAUGUAACAACAACAAAGUUUGUGUGACAUACUGGCUCAACAUUCUUCAAAAUCUUGGUGAAACAAGAUUACCUUUUCUUCUAACUCUAAAUCCAAAUCAUACACCGAAAAAUACUCUUCUUAAGUGGUCAACUGGACAUCCAAUUCCAUCAGUUACUGCAUUCAAAGCUUCACAAGAGUUUGAAAAAAUUCAAGGAAAAAGAGGAAUUUGGUUUUGUGGUGCCUACCAAGGUUGUGGAUAUCAUGAAGAUGGAUUAAAGGCUGGCAUGAUUGCUGCAUAUAACAUUCUUGGAAGAUGUUGUUCCCUCCGAACGAACCCCAAACUCAUGGUACCUUCUUGGAAGGAACUUAGUGCACGCCUAUUUGUGACGAGAUUCUUAAGUUCCUAUAUUACCACUGGUAGUUUAACUUUAUUGGAGGAGGGGGGAACAAUGUUUUCCUUUGAAGGAAUUAAUAAAACAUGCUCUUUGAAGUGUGUUAUGAGAAUUCACAGUCCCCAAUUUUAUUGGAAGGUUAUGACACAAGCUGAUUUAGGCCUUGCAGAUGCGUAUAUUAAUGGAGACUUUUCCCUUGUUGAUAAAGAUGAAGGUCUUUUGAAUCUUUUUCUGGUUUUCAUAGCGAACAGAGAUUCAAAUGAUUCAAGCUCAAAAUUGAAGAAGAAUAGGGGUUGGUGGACACCAUUUUUCUUUACAUCGGGUUUAGCAUCUGCAAAUUUCUUCAUUAAGCAUUACUUUAGGAAAAAUACUAUCACACAAUCUCGUCGCAACAUCUCUAAUCACUAUGACUUGAGCAAUGAACUCUUUGCGCUAUUCAUGGAUGAAACAAUGACAUAUACAUGUGCAGUGUUCAAGGAUCAUAUCAAAAUUCUUCUAUGUGACUAUCGCCAACUACCGAAGACAUUCAAAUAUGAUAGGAUUAUAUCUGUUGGAAUGAUAGAAGCAGUUGGUCAUGAAUACAUGGAAGAGUUCUUCAGUUGUUGCGAAUCACUAUUGGCAGAUGAUGGGCUUCUAAUUCUUGAGUUUAUAUCAAUUCCGGACCAACGUUACGAUGAGUGUAGACGCAGCUCCGAUUUCUUGAAGGAAUAUAUUUUUCUAGGAGGAUGCCUUCCUUCUCUAAAUAGGAUAACAUCAGCCAUGGCUGCUGCAUCAAGAUUAUGUGUAGAGCACAGUGAAAAUUUUGGAAUUCAUUACUACCAAACAUUAAGGUGGUGGAAAAAGAACUUCCUUAAAAAUCAAAGUGAAGUUUUGGCUCUUGGAUUCGACGAAAAGUUCAUCAGGACAUGGGAAUACUAUUUUGAUUUUACUAGUGCAGGUUUUAAAUCACGAACACUUGGAAAUUACCAGAUAGUUUUUUCAAGGCCUGGCAACAUGACUACACUCAAGGAUCCAUACAAAAGCUGGCCCUCAGUAUGUUAGAGAAUAAGAAGCCAUGACACAUAAUAAUAGCAUACUAUAUUACAAAUUUCUUUAUUGACAAAUGGCAAAAGGAUAAAUCGAUGAUGAUCUUGUACUUUUUUGUUGCUCCUUGUUUUGUAAUUCAUAUUACCAUGCAUAAGGAUGUGAUUAUUUUAUUAAGUACUUUCUUUGUAGUUUUGUAUCAUAUAUUUUGUGUGACGAAUAAAAUGUGAAAGAAAAUAUAUUAUUGUUAGAUAA
Molecule: messenger RNA, 2659 nt
Organism: Arachis duranensis
Lineage: Eukaryota; Viridiplantae; Streptophyta; Magnoliopsida; Fabales; Fabaceae
Exons: 22
Coding region: 41-2422 (793 amino acids)
Molecular function (GO): methyltransferase activity; oxidoreductase activity
Source: RefSeq, a predicted model, not a curated record